Alternaria conjuncta is the source of this 981-nucleotide messenger RNA. RefSeq lists its product as uncharacterized. The record is from RefSeq and is a predicted model, not a curated record. Lineage: Eukaryota; Fungi; Ascomycota; Dothideomycetes; Pleosporales; Pleosporaceae. Bases 1 to 981 code for a protein of 326 amino acids. The transcript is spliced from 2 exons.
AUGCUCUACAGCGUCCUGCCCACCGUCGUAUCGAACCAUCUUCCGACGAUACCCUCGCUCCGACAAUCUCUCAACGACGUACGAAACCGCGGAUCACAUAGUAAAUCACCCUCAGUCGACGAACUACCACAGCCCGAGACGCCUCCUCCAGGCUAUUCGUCGAUACCCCCGAGCGGCUCCGUUACACCACAGAGACUGUCAGUGGCGUUGAGUGAGGCAGACGUCGAAUUCGUGGACGAUGGACUGGACAGACCUGGCUCUUCAGGAAGCGCACCUCCACAGCCACAUGCCACUCACGAGAGUGGCUGUGGUAUUAGGUGGAAGUACGCUACCUUAGGAACAAGCCUUGUGGCUCAAGCAUCUCGAGAAUCAAGCGAAUCGAUCAGUAGCCCCGACGAGACAUCCGCGACGCUGACUCGACAACUCUAUAUACACGGCAUAACAUAUCUUCUUCGGGGGCUACCAGCGAAGCUCACCCCAGAAGAGACGUUGAGCAUACAAGCGGCUCUUCCACAAGACGUGGUGGUCGACACAACGAACGACGUAAGCGCACACGCGUUACUCCCAGUCUCGCAACGCAGCCCUAGUACUCAGAGAGCGCCUCCACGAGACCCCUCGAUCCUGCACCGUCUGACUGCCACCCUCGUUCUCCAGUCCUUCAUCCUCAUACAGUUUCUUCUACCAUAUAUCAAGCUGUUCCUAUCACACACCUACCAGUUCGAGAGGAAGCAUCAGAUCACAAAACGGCUCGUCAAUACAGGCGUCGCUACUAUCGAUGAUAUCGGACGGAAGACGCUGCGGUUGUCGCAAACCGUGUGCCAAAUGAACGACGGGAUGGUAGGACAAGCGAUCAACGAGAUGACCAUUUGGUGGGUUCGAGGCGUCACCGGAGGCGUUCAACAGGGUUUCGCGGAGGGAUUACAAGCUAUGAGGAUAGCAGAGAGCCAGCGGGAUGAGGAGGAUAUGGGGCGGAUCAACUGA